UUGGUCUUGUGCUGCUACGCGGCACCAGCGAUUUUGAUAGACCUGACAGAUGUCGGUUGAAUGGGGCUCAAGAUUGAAGAGCCGGAGAUCCUUAUAUAACAUCGAAAGGGAGGUAAUUUCAAAGGACAACUUCCACGAACAGGAAGACAAGGACAAGCACUUUGCCGGCUUGCAAGACGAAGUCACAGACAAGAAACUUCGGCAGGUCUGGAGUGAUUUGAGCGGCCUUUGGCUUGUGCACAGCAAAAUGGCCAAGUGGGAGGAGCCCUUUGACGAACGACGUUGGGGCCUCCUGCCCAGGUCAAAAGAGUCUGGUGAGAGCGUGCUGGCCAGGCACGACAUCGGAGCUUACUGCUGCAAAGGCUGCAAGGAUUCGGAGGACCUCACUCCGGGGCAAGACAACUUUAGCUGCUCACGCUUGGCAGGUGGCUUUCGUCUGCACUGCAUCGCUGAUGGCCAUGGUCCCGGUGGCCACUGGGUCUCAGAUCGCGUGGUGCGGAUCCUACCCUAUUUUUUAAGUUCCAGGGACUGCCGGCGGCUGCUGUGCCGCGGCGAAGUGGCCACCGCCUUGAAAUGCGCUUUCGAACGGAUGCAGGCAGAUCUCAUUUCAGCCUCAGAGGUGGAUGGCAUCAGUUUGCUUUAUGCGGGCACCACUGCUAUCUGCAUCUUGCGGCAAAUCCACAGCUCGGUGGUUUGGGUCGCCUGUGUGGGCGAUUCUCGGGUCAUUCAUUUGUCCGGAGAUGGACGAGUGACGUUUUCAACGACUGAUCACAAACCCUCCGACCCCGUGGAGCGCGAACGUGUGCUGAAACAUGGCUGCGAAAUCACUGUGAGCGUAGCUGGAAAUGGCGAGGAGUUGGAAAAGAUCUGCGUGGUGGGAGAAGUUGGACGUGCGCCGGAGUUGGGCUUCACCCGAUCUCUGGGGGAUCUUUGGUACAAGAGCUAUGGCGUGACGGCUGAGCCGGAUAUUUUUAAGCUGGAGAAGGAGUUGGGAGAUGGUUCCGGGCACUUCCUGCUUGCCAGCGAUGGUGUGUGGGAGUUCUUGAACAAUGAAGAUGUUUCCAAGAUCGUCCAUAGCUGCUUGCAGCAAGGGAUGCCAAAGGAAUUGAUUGUGAAAGAGGUGGCAAAGGUUGCCAAAGCAAAGUGGAAGGAAGAGGAUGACUAUUGUGAUGAUAUUUCUCUCAUCCUGGUGCCAACGGCACAGAAAACUAGCUCUCCUCCGGCACCUGAUGACAGUUGCCUUGGAGGCUUGAUCUACUGUUCUGAGGAAUGUAGAGGACGUUUGGACAAACUUUUUGGUUAGUGAAGCCCAAAGCUUUUGGCUUCGCAACCGAUUCGCUGAAAUCCUUCGGCGCGCGGCCGUGGUUUUCACCUCCUAUCCCUCAGCAGCAUGGGAAAAUUCCACGAGAGGAGGAUGGCGCAGGCAGAAAAA
Cladocopium goreaui is the source of this 1432-nucleotide messenger RNA. Lineage: Eukaryota; Dinophyceae; Suessiales; Symbiodiniaceae. The record is from the annotation of a GenBank genome assembly.